Pistacia vera is the source of this 898-nucleotide messenger RNA. RefSeq names its product F-box protein GID2. Gene Ontology annotation, biological process: regulation of gibberellic acid mediated signaling pathway. Gene Ontology annotation, molecular function: protein binding. The coding region runs from base 103 to 678 and encodes 191 amino acids. The record is from RefSeq and is a predicted model, not a curated record. The transcript has a single exon. NCBI's taxonomy places the organism in Eukaryota, Viridiplantae, Streptophyta, Magnoliopsida, Sapindales, Anacardiaceae. Gene Ontology annotation, cellular component: SCF ubiquitin ligase complex.
UCUUCGAUACCCACCAAACCAGCUCUCUUAGUCUUACCCAUACCCCCAACCCACCACCAAACUCUCGUCAUUUCUUCUCUCUCUAAAAACACCUUCUUCAUCAUGAAGCGUACGUUUCUUGAUUCUCCGGUUAGCGGACAUGACCCUAAGAUGAAGAAAGUUAAACAAACAGAAGAGGAAGAACAACAAGUUAAUGAUACGGGAUUCAUGGACUUGGACGAAAACCUCCUUUUCGAGGUUUUGAAACAUGCUGAUGCAAAAACUCUAGCCACGGCGGCCUGCGUCAACAAGCAGUGGUACAAAACCUCUCAAGACGAGCGUCUUUGGGAGCUGAUCUGCACGCGCCACUUGGCUAAUGUUGGCUGCGGUAACCAACAACUGAGAUCCGUGGUCCUUGCUCUUGGUGGCUUCCGUCGUCUUCACUCUCUCUAUCUUUGCCAGCUUUCAAGGCCGACUAAAUCUACGGUUUCGCCUUCGACUUCGACUUCGACGUCAACUUCAGCAUCGACUUCGGCUCCAACAUCGACUUCAGCUUCUUCCUCGAAUUGGGCGCCGUUCCCUCGGAAGAUCGGCUCCAAGCAGCCGGCGCGGUGGGGAAAAGACGAGGUUCAUCUCUCCUUGUCCCUGCUUUCGAUUCGGUUCUAUGAAAAGAUGAAUUCUAGUAAUCGUGGUAGUUGAUUUAUUGAUUAUUAUCAUGAUUAUAAUUAUUAUGUAUAUUUUUUUAUGAGUUUCCACUUUUAUUGUUUUCUUAAUUUGGGUUGUGACUUUGUUUUCUAAAUUUUUGUAUGUAAACUGGGUUUUGGCAACUUGAUCUGUACCGUCAUAAUAUGAAAUUGUGAACUAAUUAAUACCUUGUUUCCUAGAUUUAUGUAUAAUUAUUUGAAAUUGUUUUGGUUAA